Molecule: messenger RNA, 1399 nt
Organism: Chara braunii
Lineage: Eukaryota; Viridiplantae; Streptophyta; Charophyceae; Charales; Characeae
Source: the annotation of a GenBank genome assembly
UGCCCACAGGGUCCACGGGUACUUCCAGUUCAAUAGGUUCGUGACAGUCUACAAGUCAAAUGGCGGGCUCGCUGUUCAGCCCGUUGACCCCACGUGAAAGGGAGCUUAGAGAGCUCCAACAGGUCGAAAGGAUCCGUGAACAAUUAGAGAGGGAACUGAAGCAGGCAACCGAUAGAGAAAGAGAGAUCAAAAAUAGAACAGCCAGGCUUGAAACAUUAGAGGCAGACAAAGCUGACUUAGAGGGUAUGGAUGAGCCAGGACUGUCUGACUCAAUGAAAAUAUUGAAGAACAAUAUGCUGUCGCUGCAUGCGCACGUGGACAACCGAUUGGACUUUAUGCAGAACACCCUAGACCAGAUCCUGGACAUUUUGCAAAGGCCAGGAUUUAGGCCACCAGCACAGUCGCCGUUGCCGUUAACGACGAUGUCCGGCCUCUUUCCCGUACAAGCUGGCACACAACCAAGUGGCACGUCUGCAGCAGUCUCACAGACUGUUGCUUCUUCUUCUUCGGGUCCAGCGGUGGGAGCUACACCACCGCAACAACCUGUUCCUCCACAGGGACAGCCGCAAGGUCUUUGGUACCCUAAGACCCCUAUGAAACCGCCUCUUGCCUUUUCGGGCGAGAAGAAGGACGAAGAGCUCAACACUUGGUUGAGAACAGUUCCGGUUUGGGUGAAGGCAAAGAGGACUUUGCAGGAGGAGGAGGUGAUUACUGCUGCAUCUUACCUUGAGGGUAAGGUAGCCAAAUGGCUGGAUGGUGUAGUGACAAAGGCUGGGUACGGACAACGCAUGGCGGACUGGGGGACAAUUACGUUAGACCAGUUCAUGGAAAUGGUAGAAGCUCGAUGGCACAAUCCUCAGCAGGCACAAAUGGCCACUGAUGCGAUAAACAGACUAGACCAACGAAAGUUCAAGUCAUUCAGGGAGCUUACGACUACCAUAGAGAGCCUCAUCGUCGUUCCCGGUAUAAACUACAACAACCAGUUCCUAUUGACCACGUUUGUGAGAUGUCUACCAGAGAAUCUCAGAAACUCGUUGGCCAGCGAGGCUCGCCUCGAGUAUCACUCCUUUGAGAGGUUGUCUAGGAAAACCUUAGAUUUGGAGGCCACUCUAGGAAACGCCCAACCUUCUCAUAAUGACACGAGGAAGAAGAAGAGUUUGCAGGAAUGGAAGAAGAAGGGGGCUAAAUUGUUGAUGGUUGAGUCCAAUGGGACCCAAACCGAGAUCGACGAGCUCACAGACCUGCUGGACAUUUUAGAGUAUGACGGCGAGGAGACCGCUGAGGGUAGCACCCUCGCCGCAGUAGUUAAGGCUAAGUGAAGGGCCAACCAAAGAGUCAAGGGAAGGCCGCCUCCAAUCAGACCAAAGUGGCUGAUUGGGUUAAGGCAGGUAUUGAUCAA